AUCCAUUCAUAAACAAUCAAACAGUGCACAUCUUCAAUUCAGUAGAGGUGUAUCUUCGGGAGCCAUGCUCCAUCCGAUCAGUUUGUUGCUGAUUGUCUCAGGGUGUGGCCUGCUGGAAUCGAUCCCUUUCGAAGGAUUGACGCUUCGGUGCGGGGUCCAGCCAAUAGGACCAGAAGAGCUUGCCGAGAAGGAGAUCGAUGCCCUGCCGGGGGAGUGGCCAUGGCACGCGGCGAUCUAUCAGAUUCGGGCCGAGGGCGCCGUGUACGUGUGUGGUGGAACGAUGAUCGAUGAGAGCUUCGUCGUAACCGCAGCGCAAUGUGUUUGUGAUGUAGAGAAUGGGGAAAAGUUGAGCAACGAAACAAUCCUGGUGCGACUUGGGGUUCUGAGCUUGAAUGCCCCAUUCCAGCUGAUGUCGCAGCAAUACUCGGUGAGGGAUGUGCUCGUUCACCCGAACUUUACAGCGAACACACACCGCGCUGAUAUCGCAGUGCUGAUGUUGAGCACGGUGGUACGAUUCAGUGAUUAUGUUCAUCCGGCUUGUGUCGAUCAGAAAGGCGACUUUCGUGAAGGCAAAGGAACUGUUGUCGGAUGGGGUUCGAGUAGUGUGAAUGGUUCCAGUGAGCUCAGUGAUUUGCAACUCCCGAUUUACAGUGGAUCUGGUUGUCCAGUGCGGGAGGAAGCCACCUUUUGUGCAGGAUAUGCUAACUUUACUAGUGUCUGCAACGGAGACAUCGGGGGUGGGAUAUUCACCAAAAGUGCAGAAACUUGGUACCUAAUAGGAAUACUGUCCAUGCUUAGGGACGACCACGUCGAUAAUAAUAAUUGCCGCUUAGAUGGUUAUGCUACGUUCAUUAAAGUAAAGAAUUUCAUCCCAUGGAUUGAAAAAAAUACAAAAUUGGAGCUGGUGGAGAAAUCAGAUGAGUACAAAUUUAUAAUACCUAGUGGUGUUCCCGCCAAAAAAUGUGAAACAGUGGAAACAAAGAAUUCUAGUAAGAAGUUAGAUGAUUUUCCGCUCGAUUGCGGACGAUAUGUCGUUAACCGGAUACUACAAGGCCGAAAAGCAGAUCUAUUCGAGUUUCCCUGGAUGGCGAUUGUGCGUUACCUAGUGGCUCCCAUACACGAAUUGGAGAACCUUUGCACGGGAAGCUUGAUAAGCGUGCGCUAUGUCCUGACGGCAGCACAUUGCGUGAAGGAGAGCAAGAAACCAUACCAAGUGAGAUUGGGCGAACACACUAUGGAUCAAGACACAGAUUGCCGAUCGGAUGAUGAUCGUGAGUGUGCUCCACCUGUUCGCGAUUACGGAAUUGAAUGCAUUGCUCGCCAUCAAGGUUACAACAAACGAUUACAAAGGGAUAACAUUGCCUUGAUUCGAUUAGAUAAGGAUGUGACAUUUGAAGAUCAUAUUCAGCCCAUCUGUCUCCCCACGUCACCGCACCUGCAAGGUCUUCAACUACCUCAGUACAUCGUUACCGGUUGGGGUGACACCGAGGAUGAACAAAAGUCAAUGACUCUUCUCAAGACCACCGUCAAACGCGCUAACCGAUCGGAGUGUGAGGCGUGGAUGGAAAUACGAGGUUUCAAGCUGACCGACAAUCAACUAUGUGUAGGUGAACCAGACGGGGCGGAUAGUUGCAAAGGCGAUGGAGGAGCUCCCCUUGGGUACAGUGCGGAGUACAACCGGGGAAUCCGUUUCGUACAGUUUGGGAUUGUGUCCUUUGGGUCUGGGUGUGGAGUGGUGCCCUCGGUGUACACUAAGGUUGCUGAUUACAUGGAAUGGAUGAAGGAGAAUAUGUACUGAUUUCUUAUACUUAAUAAAUUCAAGAAACUAGUUCAAUAAU
Armigeres subalbatus is the source of this 1838-nucleotide messenger RNA. RefSeq names its product venom serine protease 34-like. The transcript is spliced from 4 exons. Bases 65 to 1798 code for a protein of 577 amino acids. The record is from RefSeq and is a predicted model, not a curated record. Gene Ontology annotation, biological process: proteolysis. Gene Ontology annotation, molecular function: serine-type endopeptidase activity. NCBI's taxonomy places the organism in Eukaryota, Metazoa, Arthropoda, Insecta, Diptera, Culicidae.